AUGGCAUGCCAACACACAUGCCAUGGCGGUUCUCAAACUGGCUGCAGGUCCCGGCUGCAGGCAUACAUGUACCUAUUUAUACACAUAAAAGGGAAGAGGAAAUAUUUAAAGCUUUUAAUUUCCUAUUUUUUUUUUUAGGAAGAAGCUUAUGAUAUGGACCGCUGCAGGGCUUGAUCCUUUGCAUUGUCAUUAAGCCAGCAAUAGCAUGCAUCUUUUGAUUCAAGAGUAAGUAAGCUUAACAAAGAAUGGUACAACUAUUAUUUACUAGUUAACUAGAUGGAAAUAUCUUCAAAGGGGUUUGGAUUUAAUUUUAUCCUGACUUCUUUAGGGUCCUUUAGCCAGUCAGCAUUUUUCAUUUUUUUCUGCCACAUGAUAUAUCACACACAUUCCCCAUUGCCUCAAAUCCAUGUGAAGUUGAACUAUUUGGAAUCUCACAUGGCAAUGCAGUUUAUUUAGCCUGAAUUUCAACCAUCUCCUUGACUCACACACACCUGAAAGAGAUGACAUCAUCUCUCUAGGGAAUGUGUGACUUGAGAAGGAUAAGAAGGCAGUUGAAAUGCAGCCCGUACUCUUUAUGAAUUUAUCUCUAUGAUUACUGAUCACUUCUUUUUUCCACAUGAUAUCUGACACACAUUCUCCAUUGUCUCAAAACCAUGUGAUACUGGACAAAUCGAAAUCUCAGAUGCAGUUUAUUUAGCCUGAAUUUCAGCCAUCUCCUGGACUUGCACAUACCUAUAUAUCUCGGGAAUGUAUGACUUGAGAAGGAUGAGAGGGCAGCUGACAUCUAGGCUACUCUUUAUUUAUCUGUGAUCAGUUUAAGUUAUUAUGCCUGUAUUUGGUUUCAUUGCCAACAAGCAGCCUCACGAAGAUGUGAGGCUGCAAGGCGGCAGCCUGAAAAAGCCACAUGCAAAAGUUCCAAGGCAGAAUGAAUCUCGAAGUGAUGUGACAUAAGUUUGUAAGGUAACAUUUAUGACAUAAUGAAGAACAGAGAAUGCAUUGUUUUUUAGCGUAAAUGUGAUACAGAACAGAGAAUCCACAAGCCUUGUGUGUGUUUGUGAGUCCCAUGCUCAUCCCGUCUUCAAACGUUGCAUGGAUUCAUUAGCUGUCAUAUUUGCCUGCUGGAGUUUUAUUUUUGUUUUUAGGCUUAAAAACAAUAAAAAAGUCCAGACAAAUGGCUAAUCUGCAGCCUGCAUUCUCGUAAAAUAUGGUAAUUGACAUUUCUAAACAAAUCUAAUAGUAUGCGCAUAUAGGUAAGAAUUACUUUACAAGAAAGUUCUUUACAGAAGUGACUAGUUCUUUCAUUUCUUGUUGUGUUACUGAAAUUGCAUUCAUUUAACUUGGUACUGGGAUAAAAAACCAAACAAGGCUCCCUGAGAUGGCUGGCACUUCAACCCUUUAACCCCCAAUACUGAAUACGCAUUCUCUAGAGUGAUAUUCAUACAUUUCCUUAAAAAAAUUGUUGAGAGAAUUUUUUAAAGAUCAAAGCAUUUCUCCCUUGGGUGAUCAUUUCGUUAAUUUUAAUAACCUGUGCAUCGACAGUGUUAAGAUUGUUGUUGGCCAAUCUUGGGACUCACAGGGUUAAGAUAACCAUGCCCUUGCACUAGCUACCGUACUUCUGACUACUCCCCAAAAAGGGUUACAUUACUUUGCUUAUUACAUUCUGUAAAUUUUUAUUUAUGGUGUAGACACUUUAUUUGGACCUAAGGAUCCCUUCGGUCUUUAAAUUAUAUUCUUAAACUGCCUUUGAAAGCACAGAAAUAUCUUAGACAUCUUUUGUCAAAUAGAUAAUACACCAAAAAACACAAUGUUUGCAUUUUAUGCACUCUACAAGAUAUAAUACUCUAAUAAUAAAAUGAAGAAAUGAUCGUCACCGUGAACACAAUUUAUGCAAUUGCGUAAAGAAGCCUGAAAAAAAAUUCAGGACUUCAACGGGGUUUGAACCCGUGACCUCGCAAUACCGGUGUGAUGCUCUACCAACUGAGCUAUGAAGCCACAGACAUUGGGAGCAGGUCAGUUGUCUUUACGCAAUUGCAUAAAUUACGUUCGCUGGAACAAUUAUUUCUUCAUUUUAUUUCAUUUCCACAGUUCAUGAUUUAUUUCAUAUAUCAUUAACUACCAUUCCAUCAUAAAUUUCACAGAUUUUGUUUAAACUGGCAAACAAAGAAGCUUCUAGCCUUCAUAGCAGGCGCCGGUUUUUUUUAGGGCAAAAGAAGAAAUCUCGAGGACGCGCAAGGGGAGAAAAGAAGAUGAGGCUUCCUCCCAACUUGCGUUGCCUUUUAAAAAAAAAAUAACUGGUGCCUGUUAUGCAGGCGAAGAAGGUUUAGUUGUCCCAGAGAACUGACCAGGACUUUUCUCAAGUCCUGUGACCUGUUUUUUAGUUCUUUUGAUUUCCAGUUGUCCUUGUGCAUGCUUGGGAUGGUGUAUUUUCUGUCCAAUGCUUGUCAGCAAUUUGAUGGUUUUCACACUGGCUGGCAUGUGAUGGCUACAGCACCUGGCAUGAAAUUCCUGAUGCCGCAACAGCACGCAAGGUUUUCCUAUCCCCCUAGUCACUGAUGGCUGAAAAGGUCUGCACCACAAAAAGACCAGAUGGAUCAACAUGUGUCAAUCAUUAGUUACCAAGGCAACAUCACUCAUCUAGGUUUGUAGUCGUUCACUUUGUCUUCUUUAUUGCAAAUUCUUGUUAUGGUCCAGUUGUUCUGCUGUUCGGUGCCAGCCUUCCUCUCCACGAACCCAUCAACAAUCCAUUGCUGGAAAUUUCCAGAGCCAAUGGUCACUAAGUGUGACCCCCCUGUAAGCACAUUCAUCUCUGUGAGGGCCACAACGCCGCUGUCCAUAUCUAACGGAUCGCCCGACUUUGGAUUGUACUUUAAAGGUUUUAAAGCCUUGUACAAAAAUCUCUUAAUCUGUUUUAAUUUGUUCACUAAUGAAGUGUUUUGUGCCGUGAAUGAAUGUAGAGUGUCCGAUCCAAAUCGGGUGAAGUCUGACGAAAGAAAAACCCUUGUUUUAUUAUAUUUUUGCUUGAGACUUUCAACUUUUUUCACCAAAGUUCUGACGCACUGCGCUAGUCGUUCGACAUCAUACCACUGAAUCUGUCUUUCAGAUCGAAUGUGAAUAGAUAUAUACUCUCCACCGAUUGAAUCUCUGAUCUUCGUAGCUUUCUCCGCAACGCGUUCGCUAGACCGUAACGAAUGCAGCAAUUUCCGGUUAUCCACUUCAACUUCCGGUUUAAAAUGGGUUCUAUCUUUUCCGAUUCCACGCCAAUGAAUUACGACGACGCAUUUAUCUCCUUUCGUAAUUUCCUUUUCGAACAGCUCAAGGCUACUAACUUUCUCAGCAUCAACGCAGAUUUGCCUUCCGAUACGAAGCUCCCCAAUUCGAUUCGACACACUGAGAGCUUGUUCGAUAAAUUUACAUUCACACCAACCAGAAGAUUUUGCCCGUUUUUUAAUGUCUUGAUAUUCAAGAGCCGAAAUCUUGUACCACUUUUUCAUUUCCUUCUCCGAUUGAUCGCUGUACAGAAAAUGUAUGAUCGUGGUGUUGGUCACGCUUGAGCGACACUGGCGUUUAAAAGUUUCUAAUUUUACCAUGGGCGCGAUGUGAUAUUUCUUCAGCAAAUUGUUCAUGAAUUUUACAUCAAAAUACAAAGAAAGUGGGUGAAAUCUACGUCGUUCACUUCUUAGUUUUCCAGACCAUCCGUAGGGUAAACCACACAUUCUAGAAUCUCGAACAAAUGGCUCAACGAUCACGCGUUCGAUUUGCUUGGCGACCGCAGCAAGUUGAAGUAAGUUUUCUGUCGUCUUCGAAAGCUGCUCAUAAUGAUGUAAAACGAAGAGAAAUUUUAUACUCGCAUCUCUUUCUUCAGCUUCAAAUUCAUUAGGUUCGGAGAUUAUAAAAGUACCAUUAUUAAGUAUGGCCGAUGAAGUCUGUGUAUUUGCAGUUAAAGAUCGGUAAUUAAUUGUUUCGAUGUGAGUUCUUAGCUGAAUAUUUUCCAAUGGUAAUAAUCCUGGUAUCGAUGAAGCAAGCUUGCCCUCGUUAUACAGUAGGUGAUAGAGGAUAAACAUGCUCAUUAUUACGCAGAUUUUCAACCCAAGAAAAAGGCCACAUCCUCGCGAUCUUCGCCUCAAUAAUCGCAGCCACAUCACGCGAGAAAAUCGUUUUCCUUCACCAGCGAAGCGAAUAUCGGUGACAAGUGGCUAGGAGCGCGAAGGCGAAUCGCGGCAGUUUCGGUUUCACCGCACAAUAUAUGAAAUAUUAAGACUCAUCAUUACGCUAAAUCCUUGAUUGGUCUUGAGCACGCACUGACGCAUUCAUCUGUGAAUUAAACUGAAAAGUAAUUAUCUUAAUCUUAGUCAGUUCCGUUUUGGACGUCAUAGAUCAGAAAAAUCUAAUGGCAUUUUGACGAUUUUUUCCUUUCUCGUUCGCAUUUUGCCCUUUGUUGACAGUUUGAUAGAGCGAUAACAAAUUUUUUGAUUGAAUUGCUAGUCACUCUCAAAACAGAUGUCUGCAAUCGACCAAAGUUUGAUUGGCAAUAAAUUGUUUCGUUUUGAAAUAUGUUUAAAAAUACUGUUUCAUAAUACAAUACCUGACAAAAAACAAUUGUAGUUAACGCACAAUGGCUUGGUAAUGUAAGCUUACACUAUACAGUAGAUCGACGAAUUUCCGAGUUUUUUUUGUUUUUUUUUUAACUGUCCUAUAUGUACUAUAUAAACUGUACUACAUAUUCUAUAUAUACUAGCAGAGGCAUCUUUGACCCCGGGAAAUUGUCUUCUGUCGUUAAAAACUGUAUUUAACAGACUCUUCUAUAUAUAAAAUACUCUUAACCUGUUAAUCCCUUAUUAAAGUCACAAGAAGACAUGUGGUUAUCACGUUUAAGAAUUUGCACCCAUCGACAAUAUUAAAUCAAUUUUGGCCAAGAAAGUAGUAAACGAAGAAUGUAUCACUCGCAAAUCAUCGAUAGAGUGCUACCUAACACGGAAAUUCUUAACAUGUUUGACGUUUGCAGUGCAACCCCUAUGUAAUGAAAUGAACUGACCUCAGUCUAUAUUAGGAAUAAUGAGCGCGUAAAGAAAAAUAUAUUGCCGUCAAAACCCGUUAAUAUGGAAAGUGAAAGGGUCGUAGAAAGUGUCCGUAUUAACGGGAAAAACACUCUUUAUUUGAACAAAAUACUAAUAAAACAAAUUAAAGAGGACAUAAAAAUCGUCAAAUUUUAAAAACAACUCCCGACUUUAACAAAUCCGUCAUUCCGCGGACUAAAUCCACGGAAACGUUCAAAAAUCGCUCAUCUAUGUUACUUAGUCAAAACGGUUCUCUGCGUAACUAGCCCAUGCCUGAUAUAGUCUCAGUCUGAAAUUGACGUCUUCAAAUCAUUCAAUUCGGUGUACUGUUGCGCUGGGAAGAUCGACAUGUUGUUUACUGAAGGUUUCAAAUAGGAGAGGUUCGUUACAACACACAGUUAACCCUUUAAGUCCCAAUGUCCACAUACAAAUUCUCCAAAAUGGUCUCCAUACAUUUCCUUGAAGAAUUAUUUGAGAGAAUUUGGUAAAAGAUCAAAUAUUUUUCUCUUUGUGAUCAUUUUGUUAAUUCUCAUAGACUUUGCUCAUGAUAGUCUAUGGAUAUCGUUAGGAGAAAAUUGAUCUUGAGCACUAUUGGGUUUAUAAUGACAUUUCCGCAUUAGCUAGCCUGCGAAAACAUCCGUUUCUCCUCGCUCUUCCAUCCAAGAGCGACAAGAAACGGAUGUUUUCGCAGGCUACGCAUUGGCGAGGUUGGAUUUCUAUGAGAAUCUGUCCAUUGGGCAAGAUUUAACGGGUGUCCGUUUUUAGAGAAAAUGGAUUAAAAGGCUUUCUCCAGGGACAAAGAAAACUGUCCGUAAUAACGAGGUGUCCGUAUUAAGCAAGUGUCCAUAAGCUGGUACCCUGGGUGCCAGAGACUUUUCUAGCACGGUUUCCGUGGCUUCGGCCUACGGCCGAAGAUGUGUCGGCCUUCGGCCAACACCGAAAAUUCCCCCUGCACCCGAGAAAAACCUCUGGUACCCAGGGUAAUAAACUAGGGUUCGACUGUAGUAAGGAGGUCAUUUUAAAAAAAUGAUACAUUUUCUCUUAAAUGCUUUCGUUGAAUAUUAGAGGCUGACAUUUUUUUUAUUGAAAUGAAAUGUGUUUAAUUCGAAUAAAUUUUUGUUAGUUAAAUUAACUCUUUUUAAGCUAAAUUAAGUGCUUUUUAAAUCGACAGGAAUUGUAAAUAGUGUUUUGAAUGAAUAGUUUUUUCUUUUUUUCAAGCGAAUUAAUUGUAAAUAGGAUUUUAAUAUUUAGCAUUGUUAUCAAUGAAAUUUUUUCAUUAUUUCGUAAGCACGGGCGUGACCAAGAAUUUCUUAGAGGUCCGCGUAUUUCUCUAGUCUGCUACACAGCCGUUUUUAGUGUCGUGACGCAACGCUCAUCUCCAUUAAGUUAGUGGGGAGGAGCGAUGUGUGACGACACUAAAAGCGGCUGUGUAGCAGACCACCCAUUUCUCCUAAACGUAACCUAGCUUCGAUCAGAAGAAGGGAAAGCUAAACCUGCCCUAACUUUUCAGUAGUUCAGUUUUUCCACAUCUUUUCCACAUUCCACAUUCUUGAGUGUAGUGAGGUUACACAUGAAUGGACGGAAUGGCAACAAAGCAGGUCGUAAGACUUUUUGCAAUUUUUUUUUAUUAAACCCUGGCAAACGCAUAAGCGCACUAUAAGCAUACUAUCAGAGCGGGGUUGGGGGGAGGGUGGUUAGUCCGUUUCCGAGGGAAUCAGCCGGCAAGAUUCGAAAUUCUGGGGUGCUUGCCAUUAACACCUGGGUGGAAAUCUUGUGCAUAAACAUAAAACUAUAACAUUUGACGUGGUGGGAGAACGACCCGCUACAAAAUCAGUAUACAAAUCAGCUGCGACAGGCUAAAAGAGUAAGAAAAUUGCAUCGCCUCAAAUCACAGCCCAUCAUGGACUCCGGCCUGAGCCCAUAUUUUCCAAAGCUUCCCAAACGGAAUGGCGCGUACCAUUUGAUCUUCCAUCGGGAAUUUGCGGUUUUCCCAUGUAAAGGAGAAGUACCCCAGGUCUCCUUAAAUGAAUCCCUUCUAAUUCUAAUUAUUCUAAAGCUCCGAUUUAGGCCCCUCCCCGUGGUAAUCGGGCAGUGACGGCAAAGAAAUGUACAAAAAAGCCUGAUGACCGUUUGGAGUUAAAUCCCAAAAUAGGAUGUGAUACUGUAGAGCUUAGCCACCGGGGGAAGGGGCCGGCACUCCCAUAGAUAAACAGAUUUGCCCGACGCUAAAGUUUCAAAAUGAUUCCUCUUCAUAUUAUGUCCGGUGGUUUUCGGACGCGGUUAUAGACUGCGAGCAGUCUCUUAUUUUUCUCUUGCAGUGAAUCACAGUAGAUCGAGAGCACGCGUGAGGAGCGAGUGGACAUAGUUUUUUCCGCUCGCCGAGCGUGGCUCUGAGGGAAGAAGGACGACCGCUCGCGAUCUAACGUAGUCAGUAUUUUGGUUUCGUUGAAUACUGACCUAAGGAAAGUAACAGAACAAUUAUAUCCUUUUUUAGGAACCAUGGGUACAGACUGUCUGGCUCGUCUCUGUUUCUGUUUUAACUGGCACCAUUCAGACAUUGUGGUGGUAAGAGAUAAUCCCUUGAGGGAAACCCGGCAUUUUGAAGCACAAGUCUUCUAAAGUCGUCAAGGGAAGAAGAGGAGCAAAUUCGGUAGCAGCGAUAAAGUUGACGUGCGAAUGAGAUAUAUUUUCAGUAUCAGCUUGCGAUGACUGAAUGAGUCCCAUUUGGUAUGUGUAAUAAGUUUACAAUAUUUAUCACCGCUGUUUCUGUUUUGUUUUUGAUUAAGCUACAAUGGUCCAGCAACAAAAGCCUUUGCGAGGUAGCUUUUUCGAAAUAGUUUAUUUCCGAGCAUUUAAAGAAGCAGCUAUCACCACUCAAAUUAAAGGUAAAUUCAUUGAAAUUAAACCACGUCAAAGUCAACAUCGAGUUUGCCAACGCGUUAAAUAAAUUAAAUGAACCGUAUUUUUUGAUGCUUGCCUCGGUAUCUAAGAAACCGCUUGUGAACUAUAUUAAUGAGAAAGAAGCCCAUUAGCCCUUUCUAAAUUUUUCAAAAUUUAAUCGGCUAGUUAAGAAAAACUUUGAGAGUUGGAGAAAGGCUCGGUUUGGAAUCGAGUCUUUAAGACUCUUUGUAGCUGAAUGCAAUGAUUUAAAAACAGCAUAAUAGAAAGUCUUGGGUUCGCAGGGAAAAGGCUCAGUGUUCCACAGGCUCGUUAAAGUCUCUCGAACUAGUCAUUUGCCAUCUCUUUUCCAAGGAAGCCAUCUAGCUCUUUAAAGCUAUAUUGUUUUGGGUGACUUGAAUGUUUUUUUUUUUAAUCAAAAAAAGUUAGAUUGGCCCUCAUUUAAAUGGUCACACUCUAGGAUUUCAUCUACAGACAAGUUAAGUCAAGUCAGCUUUCUUUAGGCAGGGUAGCCUUAUCAGCCGUUGGCUGGUAUCAACAGGGGCCCUGCGUAAACUUAAUGUCGUUGCUUUGUCUUGUGUUUUAAGUGUGAAUAGUGGGAUUUCUAAUAAAAUAAUCCGAUAAAUAUGGAGGCACUAAUUCAUUUAGACAUUUAAAAACUAAAAUACAUUUUUGGGCUUUUCUUUGUGUUUCCAGAUCCAUCCACCCUAACAUUUUGAAUGGUUCUUUGGUUGUUGCCCUCAUUUGUGACAAAAAGGUUAGAAUCACCUUUAUCGCUGUUUAUAGUCACACGGAUUUCGUCCGUAGAUUCGUAAUUUAGCAGGUACACCACAAGGCAGCUCUUUCGAUUAUUUUCUUUGUGGCAAAGGUAUUAAAAUUUGCGAGAUUGUAGAGGGGGGGAUUUUAAUAUUGUGACUGUCAGUGCUCGUGGGAGAUCUUGCAGAAAAAUUGUCCUGUUCUGUUUGUUUUGUAAUAGUUAAUUUAUCUGUUUUGUUUAUCUUGCCAGCAAAUUAAAUUUCACUUGUCGAAAUUAAAUUUCGAUGGAAGAGAAAUACAAUAAUUUUGGAAAUUAGCAACGGAGUUUCAGCCAACUAAAAAUAUACUCUCUUCACUCCAAUCGAUCGAUCAAAAUCCUGUUGAUCAGAAGUUCCUUGUUCCCAGCCUUUUCUCGUUUCAUUUUGGACAUGGAGUAGGUCUGGGGUAUCGUCUGAACGCAUGACAAUUUCUCCGGACCUUUGGCGGCUCAAGGACGUAUAAAAAGGAAAAAGAAACAAAAAGUAACAUUUGAAUAAUUUUUAUUUCUUACGUUUAUGGCGAAUUUUUACAGUAGAAUUCCUUGUAUUUGUUUGUAACUGUGGAUUUCAGUUUUGGUGACAUGGUGUUCUGUAUUGUCAAGAAAGAAUAAUCAUUCCAUCUCGUUAAGGUUAAUUGUUACUUACUUACUGCGAAUGUAUUUGCAUCACUGACCGGAACGAACUAUAACUAGCGCAGAGCUUUAGUGUUAAAGUUAAACAGAAUGACAUUAUGUCAUUUAAUACUAGUGCUUGCUUUGAAGCUCUAGUCCUGUCGUUAAAUUAGCCUCCGCCUCAGAAAAACGCGAAAACUAGCGGGGGGCAGUUAAUACUUUUGUAUUGACUAAGUUUAUUCCGUGCAAUAAAAGCGCUAUUAUCUUCGGUAAGAACAUUUGCGAAAUAAAUUUACUAAUUGGCAGUAAAAAAGUAAGGUCCUUCUAUGUCAAAUGACCGAUUAAUUAUGGAGGUUUUGACUGUAAGUUUCAUUGCCAUGGAAGUUACCCUUAGGUGCAAUGUUUGGCAUAUCCUGUCAGUUGUAUACGAAAAAAGAAUUUCCCGAAUUGGUUUUAUUCAGCGCGUGGGUUAUUAGCUUUGCGCUGCGAGGAAUCACCAGCCUCGAGCAUAAGCUAGAUAUAUAAAAGGUUGAUAAAGAACGAAACUUUAAGGUGUUCCAGCGAGAGGUAAGCAGAACAAGGGGAGAAAACCGACUCCCUUGGACGUUCUUGUCUUUUGUUUAUUCAUACACAAUUUAAUAUAGCCCAAAGUGAACUACACUGUAUUAUAAAAGUGAAAGUUUAUGAAACACAGUACUUGCAUUCUAAAUGGCUAAGGGCUACAUUUGUUUAGCUUCACAAGUGUUUUAAUUUGGGAUAUUUCGAGUCCAAAAUGGUCAUUUGACCUCAGGCGUUAUGUGGUCAGUGCUGCUCUCAACUUUAAUAUGGGCCUUUACAAGUUAAAAGCAAACCGCCUUAGGCCGUUUUGUAUUCAGCUGUGUAUUAUCAUUUAAUUCACUUCAAAUUGCACUUUUUGCCUUGCAAGGUCGUAAGGGAAAAUUACGUUAUAAUUGAUAGAGUAAAAGCAACUAAAAGCUGCCCACCGCAAUAUUUUGACAGCGUUGAAAUGUUUACAAGUCGACAUUUGCUUUUUCACGAUCUGUAAAUCCUAAGCAGGGCUUCCUUACCAAAAUGGCUGAGCAGUAUUUUCCUUUAAUAUUACGUCGUACUGUUUCUCUUGAUUUGAAAAAAAAUUAAAAGAAACUGUGCCCUUCGUUAGGCAUUCCUUACCGAGAGGCAGUAGUUUCUUUGAAAAUGUUUACUCUUCAGCGACUCUUUGUGGUUGGUUUAACGUAUACGCAUGAAACCUGAUAGUUAACUAUUUAAAAAAGGACUUUCGGUGGUACUGUUUUUUCAAGUUAUGCUGUGCAAGGAAGUUCUAAAUUCUCGGUAGUGGAAAAACAGGAGCUCUGGGGUGUGUUGAAUCUAUUUUUUGAUCUAAUUAAAACUGUCCGAAAAAACUCGGGAACCUGAUUAGUGUGCUCAUCAUAUUCACAAAAUUACAGUAAUGUUCCCACCUCCACGUUGGCGUUUAAUUAAAAGCCUUGUUUACCAUAGGCGUACGGGCAAUUUUUUGCCAGGGGGGCGUUAAGCCAUUUUCCCAAAAAAUUCUCCCAAGUUGCCCAAAUUUUUACGAAACAGUAGAAAAGAAACGAGGGCGAUACGAUGCAAUAACGUAGGCCGUAGUGGCUUAUAAAGGUCAAUACCUCCCAAUUUUGAGAAUAACUACGUCGCCAUAGACAAACAUUUGGAAAAACUGCUACCAUAGUUUUAUUAGAUAAAGAUGAAAAUUUAUCAUGAGCAGGGUUUUAAUGACAUCGGAAUUGUCAUAGCAACGAAAUGACGCCAUUGUCUAUUUUACUUGCAGCAAUAUUUCUCGGCACUGGGAACUGUUCCUACAAAAUUGUUCACGGGAACUUUUUUCUCCAAUAGUCGCCUCGAUGUUCGUGAAGUUAAAACGGAAUCUAUAGGAGCGUUAUUGGGAUAUUUUGGGAUGAAGGUUUUAUCAUUAUAAAUAUGGGGAAAAAAAUCUUGAUGUUUGGCUGUUAUUUGUAGAAAACGAAGCUCUUUUGACAUGCAAUUUCACCUCAUAGUAGCUUCAAUCUUUUUAAAAACGUGUGUAAAAGAUAUGAUCAUGGCUAUGGCUCCGGCCGAUUGCUAGAGAGAAGGAUUUCAUUAGUAUCGAGGCGCUCUUGUUAGCGGUUUUGUAAACAUUUCGGUCUACUUUAAUAACUUUUUGCUUGAUAGAUUUUUAAAAAAAAAAUAUAUUCUUCUCGUAAUUCGAGCGGAUUACUAGUCAGCCACUUCUUCAUUUUCAGACCCACUGUUGCUGAGAUGAUUCUAGAAAGAUAUGCGGAAAUUUAUUCUAAUCAAUUCACGACUGGAAAGAGCCCAUUCCAGUCAUUGCAGUACAGUACAGUGCUCACCAAUAAAAAACUAUAAAUAUGUAAAUCAACAAAUGAUACCCUUCCCUAUAACCAGAAACUCAUCACGCGCUAGGCAACCACUGUGAGUGUCUCGAGAGAAUGUAACUGGAUUAUUACUGGAUUUUUUCAGAUUAAAAUAGAAAAUAUUUGUCUCUUUAGAGUAAUAAAAAACACAUGGAAACGUCUUUAAAAACUGGCUUUGCCCAAAUUUUCUCUUGCUGCCCAAAAAAUCUGAGUCGCCCAAAAUUUGGGGGGGGGGGGGGGGGGCUGCAGCCCCCCUCGCCUCCCGGCCCGUACGCCUAUGUUGUUUGCUUUCCAACGCAUACAGACUUCAAAUUUUCUCAUAACAGUCAGUUACCAAAUGGCAAUUUGAUAUGAUAAAUCACCAAGGUCAUUCGUUAACUAAAACGGUCGGGCAGAAAAGCACCUUUUCAACCAACUUCAGCGUGAAAUUCUGAUUAUAAAAUUUUACGCAAUCCUCUCACUUCCUGGGUGAAUAUAAUGAUAAAGUUACGUGAGAGGUGAUGUUUGAACAGUCAAAUAAAACUUCUUUGCUAGUACUUUCACACGAUGCUAUUUUUUUUAAGUAUUUUAUUAAACAGCAUUUGGAAUUUUUGUCAAGUUUUAUACUUGAUCCAAAUUUGGAAGUAAAGGAGCUCAAGGGAAUUUUUCGAUUUUAGUCGUCGUGUUGGCAACAUUUCCUUCAUAUUCACAGUACCUCUUCGGCGAUGCCAAAUAUCCGACCUUUGUAAUGCAAAGUGAAAAUCGUUAUUCUCAAUGCGAUUCCGAAUACCGAAUAAUUUUUAAUGAAUGAUUUCUUAAAGGAAAAGAAAGACAUUAACUAUUGGCAUUCGCAGUCUCUUUUUUUUUAUCCUUGCACCCUUAAAACUAGUCAGAUAUCCGCAAGCGUAUCACACGUUUUCUACAGUACUGGUGAUGAGAAUUUAGUGUUUAACGUUCAAAGCCUUUUUUACUUGUUGAUCAUUUCGCGUCUUCUCACGACCUUUAUCUUCCAGCAGUGUUAUUUCAAGCCGACUUCAAGGAGGAAUUGCUUUUUACCUCCAUAUUUGUCUCUCUCAGGAGAUAAUUUAAUUAAUCUAAUCGUGUUUCCCGCUGUUCCAGCACAUACCGAAAACUUCUCAGACACCAGCCUGCUGAACAAUUUUUCCUUUACUUAAGGCUAGACUGCUCCCCCUUCUGUCGACGGCGACGGCUACGAUAACGUCACUUAUCCGUCUCGUUUAAUUCGUCAAAGGCUGGCAAAUCUUUUGGAGUUGAAUUCUAAAGGACUGUUUCAUAGUUUAGGGAAAAAAAGGAAAGUUGUUGUCUUGUGUUCCCGUCCUCGACGAAACGUGAAAUUAGGCGCUUUAACGUUGUAGUCGUGCAACGACGGCUAAGAAAUGUACAAAGAAAGCGUGAUGGACGUGCAGAGUUGUUGUUUUGCUAAUCUAAACCUAUAGAGUGUUUUCACUCACGUAGCCAGCAUCUAUGCAAAUUUAUGGGAACAAAAGAAAGCGUUUGCAUAAGAAAAGAGUUCAACUCCCAGAGGAUUGGUUUGGGACACCAACAUGGCCGCCGUUUCAUUGUUUUGGGACACCAAUAUGGCCGCCGUGACGUCAUGUGAAAACACUCUAUUCUUUUUUGCUGUUCUCGAUCGUUGCCGUUGUCGUCCUCGUUGCUUAAGCUCUCCAUUGUUCCUCUGCGAGUUAAGUCUCGUUCGAUCUUGCGGACUGUUCACAGUCCCCUAUUUUUCCGUAAGAUUGUCCAGAUCGAGCGCUUACCGUCAAUGGCGGCCAUUUUGUCAUUAGAUUCAAAUUAAAUGUACCGAAGGGUUCACAGCGGUGGGGGAAAUUUCUAUUUUUCCCGCGUCCUCCCAAACCGUUUCCCACCCCUUAAGUAGAUUACCUUAUUAUAGGAAAUUACCGCUCCAUGAAAUUAACGCGAAUCGUUAAAAUUCGCGUUGAUUUAAGUCGCGUUAAUUUUGUUGAGUGUUAAUUUCCGCGACGUUAAUUAAGUGCAGUGUUUAUUUCCGCGCUCUUAAUUUCCAGUAUUUUAACCCCAAUUUUGGAACCUGUCCAGAAUUCUUGACACCUGAAAAACGUUAGCUACAAGCUUUCUUUCUUUCCAUUUACCCUUUGUUUUUCAUCUUUCACAAAAGCUAAGGCGAAGGUUUACAUGAAUAUUUCGAGUUCGUCUUCAUCGUUGUCGCUGUCAGAGGUGAUGUCGAUAUCUUCUCCUUUCAUUUCGCGUAAUUAAUCGCGUUAAUUUCCUUUAUUAAGAAAUUCUACCUCCUCUUUCGCGUUAAUUUUCUUUAUUCGAAAGUCGUUUUCCAUUAAAUUCGCGUUAAUUUAAGUCGCGUUAAUUUCCAAUACCUUAAUGUCAUGAAGCGUUAAUUUCCUAUAAUAAGGUAGGUAGUCUUCUUCAAGCUAGACUCGGUCAAGAUGGCCGCCGCCUGUAGCGCUCGUUCUCGGCGAUCUUAUCAAAAUAGGGGAAUCUGAACCGUCUAUCGCUCUUCUUAUCCUCUUUUCCGACUUAUCUAGGAAAGAUCAAAGCGACUCUGCUAGCAGGGUAGCUUCUCGGGUAAUUUGGCCCGAAAAUUUAAUGUACCUUUGAACUGGUCGCCAACAAAUUUUGAUUGCGAUUUUGAUUCAUUUUUCAGGUUGAAUGCAAGCCAUACAGUGCCAUGUUUUGGGUACGGUUACGGUUCCUUUUGCGCUUUUUUGUCGCUUUUGUGCUUCUAAUCGGAGUUCUAUCCAUAUUCAUGGUUUUUAAAAGCCAAAUUGUAAUUCCUAAUACCCUGGUUCAUGAACUGAUGAAAGACGCCAAAUACCAGCAGCCAUGUCCCUGUACAAAUCCGAUCAUUUCCACCGACCGUAUACGAGCUGUUACCGAAGAUGUCCGACGAAUCGCCGAAGACACUGGAAAGGGACCGUUACCAGAAAUAAACACGGAACGCUACUCGACCAGGAAAACAGACAAAAGGCGAAGCUUGGUUAUUUUCGGAGAUGAUCGCUCGGGUACAACUUUUCUGACACGCCUUUUUAGCGAAGACCCACAAAUAUUUUCUGUAUAUGAACCGCUCUGGAUCACACGAGACUGGACGAGAGAUGAAAAGGGCAGAAACUUGACAGCGGAUGUUAACAAUGUUAUAAGCGCAAUCAUGAGUUGUCAUUUUGCUAGCAAUCCAACCGUGCUAAAAUUCCUGGAGAAAACCGCGAAAAAGUGGGCUCCGGGAUUGUUCAAGAAUCCUUUCCAAUCUUCUCCAAUAUGUAACAAGACUGCUAAAGGACAGAUGUCUUGUCCCAACCCAUCAACAGUGCCGAAACUUGUUGAACAAACUUGUUCUGAUUAUUACAAACACAGUGUCACGAAAGUUGCCAUUGUACGCGUCCCUGACCGAAAGCUCUCCAGCAUUUUCCCCAAAAUAAUUCAUGAUAAUCCUGACACUGAAAUCAAGGUCUUGCACGUUGUUCGCGAUCCACGCGGAAGCAUCAACUCUCGCAUUAACCUCCAGUGGAUUGGCGACUACCAGAAGGAAAAUUUCUUCUUCAUACCGCGUGCAACGUGCGAGGGCAUCACGCAAAACGUGAAGUUCGGUAAAAGCCUCGAAGGUAGCUUAAAAGAACACUACAAGCUCUUGCGAUACCAAGAUAUCGCUUCAUCUCCGGUGAAAACCGCUCAGGAGAUUUACAAAUUUGCUGGGUUUGAAAUGCCGGAGAGUUUAAUUCGAUGGAUUGUUCAAGCUACAAAUCCGAGCAAGGAAGCUCUGGAAGAGGAAUCAAAAAAAGCUUUCUCUUCCGUGCGAAAUGCCACAGCAAGUGUCAAAAAAUGGAGGAAAGAAUCCCCGAUAGAACGAAUUCGCAUUAUCGAGAAAGAAUGUAGUGAACUGUUCGAUUUACUUGGAUUAGAGAGACUAACUUAG
This is a messenger RNA of Porites lobata, 15645 nucleotides long. Lineage: Eukaryota; Metazoa; Cnidaria; Anthozoa; Scleractinia; Poritidae. The record is from the annotation of a GenBank genome assembly.